AGGUGGCGGAGCGGGUGGAGGCCCUGGGGCAGUUCGUCAUGAAGACCAGGAGGACCCUCAAAGGCCACGGGAACAAAGUGCUCUGCAUGGACUGGUGCAAAGACAAGCGGAGGAUCGUGAGCUCCUCGCAGGACGGGAAGGUGAUCGUGUGGGAUUCCUUCACGACUAACAAGGAGCAUGCGGUCACCAUGCCCUGCACGUGGGUGAUGGCGUGUGCGUAUGCCCCGUCGGGCUGUGCCAUUGCGUGUGGGGGUUUGGAUAAUAAGUGUUCUGUGUAUCCACUGACCUUUGACAAAAAUGAAAGCAUGGCUGCCAAAAAGAAGUCUGUGGCUAUGCACACCAACUACCUGUCAGCCUGCAGCUUCACCAACUCUGACAUGCAGAUCCUGACGGCGAGCGGCGACGGGACAUGCGCCCUGUGGGACGUGGAGAGCGGGCAGCUGCUGCAGAGCUUCCACGGGCACGGGGCCGACGUGCUCUGCUUGGACCUGGCGCCCUCAGAAACGGGAAACACCUUCGUGUCCGGGGGAUGUGACAAGAAAUCCAUGGUGUGGGACAUGCGCUCCGGCCAGUGCGUGCAGGCCUUUGAAACUCAUGAAUCAGACGUCAACAGUGUCCGGUACUACCCGAGCGGAGAUGCCUUUGCCUCAGGAUCAGAUGAUGCUACGUGUCGCCUCUACGACCUCCGGGCAGACAGAGAGGUCGCCAUCUAUUCCAAGGAGAGUAUCAUAUUUGGAGCAUCCAGCGUGGACUUCUCCCUCAGUGGUCGCCUGCUGUUUGCUGGAUACAAUGAUUAUACCAUCAACGUCUGGGAUGUGCUCAAGGGGGCUCGAGUCUCCAUCCUGUUUGGACAUGAAAACCGUGUCAGUACUCUACGAGUUUCCCCUGAUGGGACUGCUUUUUGCUCAGGAUCCUGGGAUCACACCCUAAGAGUCUGGGCUUAAUCCUUUCCUCACAAUAUGCAUUUAGGUACCUGAGGUUAGAAUUUGAAAUCGCCACAUGUAAAUAGAUCUUACUUCUAGAGGACUUUCGAGUUUAUCACAACUUGGCUGAAAGGUCACCAAACGUCUCCAGUAUUACUAUUAAAACUACCACCCCUGCAAAAGUACCACUGUCAGCCUUCAGCACCAGGAGAGCACCUUCAAGUACAGUGUUGCUGGGGGAUUUUUUGUUGUUUUUUUUCAUUUUGAGCACUUUUUAAAUUUAUUCAUUUAAAAAAUAUAUGAGGGAGAGAGAGAGAUAGAAACAUCAAUGAUGAGAGAAUCAUUGAUCAGCUGCCUCCUGCACGCCCCACACUGGGGAUUGAGCCCACAACCCUGGUCAAUGCUCAACCACUGAGCCACGCGAGCCAGGCUAAAAUUUAUUCAUUUUUAAGGUUAUUCUUAAUUAUACUCAGCUCAAUUCAUGCAGUUACCAACAGAAUCCAGCAUCUAAUGUAUUUCCUACUGCUUCUUUGAAUCAGGUUUGUUUUGGAGCUCCUUAGAACCUGGUCUCUGUCGGCGUGCGCUGUGACUGGGCCUUCCCCCGGAAGUGCUGACGUUAGUGGCUGUAGGAGGAGGGCCGUGGUAACUGAUCUGUGAUAGGAGGAAGUUCCCAUUCCAAAUGUAAUUAGACAGAUUCACUUUUUUAAAAAUGUGUUUUUAUUGUAAGAGUAUAUUUCCCAGUCUUGCAUCAUAUUGUCUUGUUUCACAUAAAACAUUUUCAUCUGUGUGAACUGUUAUAAAUGAAGCAGGUGUGCAUAAGAUGGACAGGAGGUUUAACUUAUGAAUCAUGUGAUGAUGUGAUAGGAGUGUUAUCACGUGGACAGAUCAUUUUCUUCCAAGGGAAAAGCUGAACGCUGUUUGUGACACAUGCUUCUCAGAGCAAACAAAACCUUUCUGUGUGGGAACACAGGACAGCACAUUUAGUUCAAGGCCUCUCACUAGUAUUAGACAUGUGAGGAUUAGUGGCAUCCCUCAGCCUGAAGUGGAUCUUGUCCAUAUCCAUUAUACUCAUAUUUAUUGCAUUAUGGAUGUAAUUGCAUAUACAAAUUAAUUGCUAGGUUUUAAAAAGUAAUGUUUUAUAUUGAGAAAAAGAACAUAAAAGAUAUCUUGUCUUUAUUUAAAAUUCAGCAAUUCCUUCUGGAAGAUACCAAGUGCUUUGUUACAAGACCCUUUGUUUUAUUUUGUUUCUAAAGGUAUAGAGAGGCUUAUUCUCUGUUUUAGAAAAUCCCUUAUUCAUCCAGAUGGCAUGCAUUAGGGAAGUAAAAAGUCACCUCAAAUUCCAGAAAUCACUCCUGGGUGAGGCUUGCCGGUGGCUCCUGUAGUGCCCAAGGGCUGUGUCUGCUGCAUCCCCUGGAUCUCCAGUCUCCUCUCAGCCCUGUUCCCGCCCGGCCCUUCUCCCUGGGCUAGUUCGGGCUCUGCAGGCCCAGCCCCAGGCCCUGCUGCUCAGAGAGGCCCUUCCAGAGUGGGCACAGCCAUCGGGUAAGCCUGGGUCUGGCACCUGUAACCUUGGGGGUGCAGGACCACCCUCAGAUCUACUUGUUCAGGUGUCAUAAUGGACCAGUCAGGCCAUCUUUCCCAUCCGUUUUAAAAAAAUAAACAGAAUGGUUAUAUUCA
Myotis lucifugus (little brown bat) is the source of this 2597-nucleotide messenger RNA. It is a transcript of the gene GNB5, whose product is annotated as G protein subunit beta 5. Gene Ontology annotation, biological process: G protein-coupled dopamine receptor signaling pathway; G protein-coupled receptor signaling pathway. The transcript is spliced from 10 exons. NCBI's taxonomy places the organism in Eukaryota, Metazoa, Chordata, Mammalia, Chiroptera, Vespertilionidae. The record is from RefSeq and is a predicted model, not a curated record. Gene Ontology annotation, molecular function: signaling receptor complex adaptor activity; protein binding. Bases 39 to 944 code for a protein of 301 amino acids. Gene Ontology annotation, cellular component: heterotrimeric G-protein complex; cytoplasm.